GACUACGGCCGGCGCCGCGUCACGGCCGAGGAGCUCUUUGAGGCCAAGGUGAUCUCGCAGGACGUCUACCGGCUGCUCAAGGACGGCUCCAGGACCUUCCGCCAGCUGCUGGAGGACGAGGCCGUCCGCAGGUGCCUCUACGGCUCGGGCUGCGUCGCCGGCAUCUACGUGCCCUCCUCCAAGCAGACGCUGAGCGUCUACCAGGCGCUGAAGAAGGGGCUGAUCGGCGCCGAGGCGGCCCGCUGCCUGCUGGAGGCCCAGGCGGCCACCGGCUUCGUGCUGGACCCCGUCCACAACGAGAUGCUGUCGGUGGACGAGGCCGUGCGCAGAGGCGUGGUGGGGCCCGAGAUGCACGACCGCCUGCUGUCGGCCGAGAGGGCCGUCACCGGGUACCGGGACCCCUACAGCGAGCAGAAGAUCUCCAUCUUCCAGGCCAUGAAGAAGGACCUGGUGCCGAGCGAGGAGGCCCUCAAGCUCCUGGACGCCCAGCUGGCCACCGGCGGCGUCAUCGACCCGCACCUGGGCUUCCACCUGCCCCUGGAGGUGGCCUGCCACCGCGGCUUCAUCAACAGGGAGACGUACGACGCGCUGUGCGAGCCCAGCGAGGUGCGCAGCUUCGUGGACCCGUCCACCGACGAGAAGCUGAGCUACACGCAGCUGCAGCGGCGCUGCCGCAAGGACGAGGGCAGCGGGCUGCUGCUGCUGCCGCUGGGCGACGCGCGCCAGCUCACCUUCCGCGGGCUGCGCAAGCAGAUCACCGUGGAGGAGCUGGUCCUGUCGCAGGUGAUGGACGAGGCCACGGCGCAGCGGCUGCACGAGGGGCUGACGUCCGUCGAGGAGGUCUCCAAGAACCUGAAGGCGUUCCUGGAGGGCACCAGCUGCAUCGCCGGCGUCUUCGUGGACUCCACCAAGGAGCGGCUCUCCGUCUACCAGGCCAUGAAGAAGGGCAUCAUCCGGCCCGGCACCGCCUUCGAGCUCCUGGAGGCGCAGGCGGCCACCGGCUACGUCAUCGACCCCAUCAAGGGCCUGAAGCUGACGGUGGAGGAGGCCGUGCGCAUGGGCAUCGUGGGGCCCGAGUUCAAGGACAAGCUGCUGUCGGCCGAGCGCGCCGUCACCGGCUACAAGGACCCCUACACCGGGAAGCUCAUCUCCCUCUUCCAGGCCAUGAAGAAGGGGCUGAUCCUGAGGGACCACGGCGUGCGCCUGCUGGAGGCCCAGAUCGCCACCGGCGGCAUCAUCGACCCCGAGGAGAGCCACCGCCUGCCCGUCGAGGUGGCCUACAAGCGCGGGCUGUUCGACGAGGAGAUGAACGAGGUGCUGUCCGACCCCAGCGACGACACCAAGGGCUUCUUCGACCCCAACACGGAGGAGAACCUCACCUACCUGCAGCUGAUGGAGCGCUGCGUCACCGACCCCGAGACGGGGCUGCGCCUGCUGCCGCUGAAGGAGAAGAAGCGUGAGAGGAAGACGUCGUCCAAGUCGUCGGUGCGCAAGCGGCGCGUGGUCAUCGUGGACCCGGAGACGGGCAAGGAGAUGUCGGUGUACGAGGCGUACCGCAAGGGCCUCAUCGACCACCAGACCUACCUGGAGCUGUCGGAGCAGGAGUGCGAGUGGGAGGAGAUCACCACCUCGUCCUCGGACGGCGUGGUCAAGUCCAUGAUCAUCGACCGGCGCUCGGGCCGCCAGUACGACAUCGACGACGCCAUCUCCCGCGGCCUCAUCGACCAGUCGGCGCUGGACCAGUACCGCUCCGGCACGCUCUCCAUCACCGAGUUCGCCGACAUGCUCUCCGGCAACAUGAGCGGCUUCCGCUCGCGCUCGUCCUCCGUCGGCUCCUCCUCGUCCUCCUACUCGGCCAGCCUGGCCCCGCCGAGGCUGCCGGGCGCCGCGUGGACCGACCCCAGCGAGGAGACGGGGCCGGUGGCCGGCAUCCUGGACACCGACACGCUGGAGAAGGUGUCCAUCACCGAGGCCAUGCGCCGCAACCUGGUGGACAACAUCACGGGCCAGCGGCUGCUGGAGGCGCAGGCCUGCACCGGCGGCAUCAUCGACCCCGGCACGGGCGAGCGCUGCUCGGUGGCCGACGCCGUGAGCAGGGGGCUGGUGGACCGCAUCAUGGUGGACCGCAUCAACCUGGCGCAGAAGGCCUUCUCCGGCUUCGAGGACCCGCGCACCAAGACCAAGAUGUCGGCGGCGCAGGCGCUGAAGAAGGGCUGGCUGUACUACGAGGCCGGGCAGCGCUUCCUGGAGGUGCAGUACCUGACCGGGGGGCUCAUCGAGCCCGACGCCGCCGGCCGCGUCUCCCUGGACGAGGCGCUGCAGAAGGGCACCAUCGACGCGCGCACGGCGCAGAAGCUGCGCGACGUCGGCACCUACUCCAAGUACCUCACGUGCCCCAAGACCAAGCUGAAGAUCUCCUACAAGGACGCCAUGGAGCGCAGCAUGAUCGAGGACGGCACCGGCCUGCGGCUGCUCGAGGCCUCGUCCCGCUCCUCCAAGGGCUACUACAGCCCCUACAACGUCAGCGGCGCCGGCUCCGCCGCCGGCUCGCGCUCCAGCUCCCGCACCGGAUCGCGCUCGGGUUCGCGGCGCGGCAGCUUCGACGCCACCGGCUCCGGCUUCUCCAUGACCUUCUCGUCUUCCUCCUACUCGUCCUCCAGCUUCGGGCGCAGAUACGCCGCGGUUCCGCACGGUGCCGCGGAGGCGGCCGCGCUGGCGCUGGCCCUGGGGCGGGCGGCGGUGCUGAGCGCGGCGUGA
Messenger RNA from Lagopus leucura (white-tailed ptarmigan), 2757 nucleotides. Its product is annotated as plectin-like. NCBI's taxonomy places the organism in Eukaryota, Metazoa, Chordata, Aves, Galliformes, Phasianidae. Gene Ontology annotation, cellular component: cell junction; membrane; keratin filament. The transcript has a single exon. Gene Ontology annotation, molecular function: structural molecule activity; keratin filament binding. Gene Ontology annotation, biological process: wound healing; intermediate filament bundle assembly. The annotation marks the transcript as partial. The record is from RefSeq and is a predicted model, not a curated record.